AUGCCGCCCCAGCAGAAGCAGCGCAAGAUGGCCAUUGUCGGCAGUCGAUCUGUCGGCAAGAGUUCCCUCACCGUUCAGUAUGUCGACGGGCACUUUGUCGACUCGUACUACCCGACCAUUGAGAACACGUUCAGCAAAGUCAUUCGCUACCGGAACCAGGACUUCGCCGUGGAGAUCAUCGACACCGCAGGUCAAGAUGAGUACACGAUACUCAACAGCAAGCACUUCAUUGGCAUCCACGGCUACAUGAUCGUCUACUCGGUCGCUUCCAAGCAGAGCUUUGAAAUGGUCAGAAUCAUUCGCGAGAAGAUCCUCAACCACCUGGGUGCCGACACCGUGCCCGUCCAGAUCGUAGCGAACAAGUCCGACCUCCGCCCCGAACAACGACAAGUCCAGACCGCCGAUGGUAAGCGUCUCGCCGAAGAGCUGGGCUGCGGGUUUGUCGAGGCCAGUGCACGCUACAACGAGAACGUCGGCAAAGCCUUCGAGGGCAUGAUCGGCGAGAUCGAGAAGGCACAAGAAGCAGGCCAGCCAAAAGAAGGAAACAGCAAGUGCAACGUGAUGUAG
Fulvia fulva is the source of this 567-nucleotide messenger RNA. RefSeq names its product GTP-binding protein rhb1. The transcript is spliced from 3 exons. Lineage: Eukaryota; Fungi; Ascomycota; Dothideomycetes; Mycosphaerellales; Mycosphaerellaceae. Gene Ontology annotation, cellular component: plasma membrane. Gene Ontology annotation, molecular function: GTP binding; GDP binding; GTPase activity. Gene Ontology annotation, biological process: small GTPase-mediated signal transduction. The record is from RefSeq and is a predicted model, not a curated record. Bases 1 to 567 code for a protein of 188 amino acids.